UGUAUCUGCGCGCUCUGGUGCUGGAGCGCAGUAGUUGAACGGGGCAUAAGCAAUGGAAAGUACAGAAGAACCGGCGACUGUCACAGCGCAGCUCUUGCCGGUUCCACCGCGGAGCGACCACGUCUCCUUCCUGGAGGGACAUACGCUGUACGUCUGGGGUGGAUGCCAGUGUGUGGAUGGAAAAGAAACAUUUCUGCCCAGUAAUGAGAUCUGGCUUUAUGACAUGGAGAGUGGAGUCUGGUCUCGGAGGCAGAUGGGCGGAGAGGUUCCUCCUGUUCUUUCAGAGACUUGUGGUGCAUAUCUCCAGGGUGUGCUUUACAUUUUUGGGGGAUGUGACAGCGAUGGCCACAGCAACAUGGUGUAUUGUGUUGACCUGUCAGAUGGGGAAUACAGCUGGAGAAAAGUAACAGACACAAUUGGAGCAACACCCUCUCCCAGGGUCAGACAUUCCUGCUGGGUCUAUAGAAACAGGCUUAUCUACUUUGGCGGAUAUGGGUGCAAAACACUUCGAGAGGUCAACAACUCCAAAAGCUUCAUCAUUGAUGAGACAUCCUGGACAACAGUUGGGUCAGAAUUGUUCCAGUUUUGGGGUUGGAAUAAAGAAGUACAUAUGUUUGAACCUGAGUCAGCCACAUGGACUGAACCACAAACUCAGGGUCAGACUCCAGAGCCCCGGGCGUCCCAUGCCAGUGCUACUUUAGGCCAUAAGGGCUAUAUAUGUGGAGGUCUGGAAACGCUGACGAUAGACAUUCAUUGUUUAGAUCUAGUAACGUGGACAUGGACGCAAGUUGACCAUCAGGCUGCUUCUCUCCCACGGGGCCGUACUCUUCACACACUCACAGCCGUCUCAGACCACACGCUCUUCCUGUUUGGAGGCCUCAGUUCUUCUGGGGAGGUUCUUAGUGAUGGGUGGGAAUUUGACAUUAUAACAAGAGAAUGGAGAGAGAGGGACCAUGCACAUAAAGAUAAACCCAGGUUAUGGCAUUCUGCUGACAAGGGGAGGGAUGGUGAUGUAGUUGUUUUUGGAGGAAGCCAGACCUUCUUCUUUUUAAUGGAUUCGGUCGUGGCGCUCAGAUCUCCAUCUCAAACUCACUGUGGAGAUGUGCUGGUGUUUCAGACCCAACCGUAUACCCUUUCAAGAUUAUGUGAGGACUGCAUGGGAAAACAUACAUUUUCUCUUCAAGAGCAAGUGUCUUGGUUACCAGCCAAACUUCGGAAGACAAUUGGCAAGAGGAUAUCGUACUUCAGGGCAAAUAAUCAAAAUAUAGAUGCAGUUUCAUAAGAUCAGAAAGGCGAUCCUUGUUUUAAGAUGGAUUUAAGAAUAUUUUUGUUCAAGCAUUCCACAUAACAGAUUAACUUCUUUAAUUGGUCAUAAAAUGUGGUCUAAUCUUCAUCAAAGUCAUAAGUAUAGACCAACACAAUGUGCUUAAGCUAACAACACACAAACAAUUAUAAUAUUUCAUGUCUUUAUUGAACACAUCCCAUUAAACAUUCACAGUGUUGUGAAAAAGUAGGCAAACCCUUGAAUUUAAUAACUGGUCAAUCCUCCUUUAGCAGCAAUGACCUCAACCAAGUUUCAAUUAACUGCAGAUUAGACCCUCACAAUGUUCAGCAGGAAUUUUGAACCAUGGUUCCUUACAGAACUGCUUCAGCUCAGCCAUAUUCUUAAGAUGUUUAGUGUGAACAGCUCUCUUGAGGUCAUUCCACAGCAUCUCUAUUGGGUUAAGGUCUGGGCUGUGACUGGGUCAAAAGUUGGAUUUUCAUUUUUUGAAGCCAUUCUGGAGUUUAUGUUUAAGGACAACGGUCCUGCUGCAUCACCCAACUUCUACUGCGCUUCAGCUGGUGCACAGCCACUCAGACAUUAUCCUGUAGGAUAUCUUGAUAAACUUGUGAAUUAUUUUUUGUUUGUUCAGUAUUGUAACUUGGAUGAAGAUCAAACCAGAUUUUAAGACAUUUAUAAUUUUCCAGAAAUGUAUAUGUAAAUGCAGGUAAUUCCAAAGGGUUCACAUACUUUUUCUCGCCACGGUAUAGUAAAGACAAACUGCAUUCUUUUUUGACAGUAUGUACAGAAUUUGUUUUCAGUUCUUUUCACAUAGAUGUAAUAUGGUUUUACCUAUUUAAACCUGCUGGAAAGUCACUGAAGGUUUUACCACUCUUUUUCCACCUGUAUGUAUAUUUUUGUAUACACAUACAUACAUAUAUUUUACAGCCAAUAAAAGAUGACAUGGUUGUUGUUUAUUUAGAAAUGAAUCUGGCAACUUUCGUGGCCGGUUGGCAAAACCUCCAAAAUCUCAAUCUUGGCAUAGGUUUCUAUAUAAAAAUAUGUGUCCAACAGCCACUUAGAGUUGACAUAUUUAAAUAAUCUUUACGUGAAAAACACAUAAGAAGUAUAUGAAUGUGCAUUAAUCAGUUAAAGCUGAUGUGUGUAAUUUUUUUCAGUGUUAAAAUUCUUGUUUCCCAGUUUAAUUUGCAGAGUCAACUAUAAGUUAGCCAUUUGUAGAUUGGGCUAACCUAAAAUUGUAAUUCUGUGACUAAAAUUGAAGAUUCCUCUCUUUGUUUGAGUGGCCCGUCCAGCCCGACACAGCAACAUUGACCAAUUUUGUGAGUUUGGGAUGGAAUCUGUGUCUGUGAAAUACUGUUUAUACAAGUAAUAGAAGACAGGUGGAGUGUUCUGAAAUCUGUUUGAAAAUGGUGAUUACUUUUGUAAUUCUGUUUGGUGGCGCAGAAAUUACACACUUCCGCUUUAAGACUAACCCCAUUCUGGCCCACUAUAUUAGAUGACUGACAGUAUCAUUACAUCAUAAGAAAGCAUCAUUAAGAAAUAAGACUUAAUUAUAAUUUUAUUAUUGUGCAUUACAAUAAUACACACCCUUUCAUUGCUUUAAUGAUCACUUUAUUAUUCAAUAUCAUGGACUGGAAUGCUUUGUUACAAAAUAACAAUGGAAUGAUAAAAAUUGGUGAUUAUACUAUACAUUGUUUUGUUUUUAUUAUUAUAAUUCUAUAAAAUCUCAUUGUUUUUUGUGAUUCAUCUCAUUCUUGAAGGACAACAGCUUUCAGUGUUUACUGUACCUGCUUGUCAAGAAAAAACUAUUUAUUUUUUCAUAUAAAACCUAAUAUUCUUUUUGGUAUUCCCUCAAAGUGCAGAAUAAAAAUAUUCCAGAGGCAGAGGGAGUCUAUAACCGUUCUGCAGUGCUUGUGGUAGAAGAAGACCACUGUUUAAGACUUUGUACUGCUUAAGACAUUGUUUGCAUGAUGAAUGUUGUCCAUUCAUACGAUUCUACAGCCCUAACAUACCGACUGGCAUUGCCCAAUCAUCUUAAAAAAGGCCCAUGGGAAGUUAUACUCACUUCACUGCACUGUUUUAAAAUCAAAGACGGAGAACAAUCUGCAGAAAUUUCAACACAGCAGCAAAGCAAUGCACAGCUCCACCAAAACUAUGCAGCAUUGCAGGGAAAGCUCACAGGGAUGAUUCGCCCAAAAUUAAAAAAAAAAUUAAAAAAAAUC
This is a messenger RNA of Myxocyprinus asiaticus (Chinese sucker), 3504 nucleotides long. Its product is annotated as kelch domain-containing protein 1-like. The coding region runs from base 53 to 1282 and encodes 409 amino acids. Gene Ontology annotation, molecular function: protein binding. The record is from RefSeq and is a predicted model, not a curated record. The transcript has 13 exons. NCBI's taxonomy places the organism in Eukaryota, Metazoa, Chordata, Actinopteri, Cypriniformes, Catostomidae.